AUGGGGGUUACUAUGGGUAGUAUUAUCUUAUUUAAUCUUUGCAACAAUUCUGUGAAAUAGACACCUUCAUUCUCAGUUUACAGAUGAGAAACUGAAGGAUCAGAACAGUGAUGAGUAGUUGGCUAGGUGACUUUGGAUUUCUCCUCUCCUGUCAAUGACCACAGAGGGAGACAAUGAAUGAGGCAAAAGAAUCCCUUCGCAGCAUCGAGCAGAAGUAUAAGCUCUUCCAGCAGCAGCAGUUCACCUUCAUCGCUGCCCUGGAGCACUGCAGGGAGAACGCCCAUGACAAGAUCCGGCCCAUCUCCAGCAUCGGCCAGGUGCAGAGCUACAUGGAACACUACUGCCACAACUCGACAGACCGACGGAUUCUGCUUAUGUUCCUGGACAUCUGUUCGGAGCUGAACAAACUCUGCCAGCACUUUGAGGUCCUGCACUCUGGCACCCCGGUCACCAACAACCUCCUCGAGAAAUGCAAAACCCUCGUUAGCCAAAGCAAUGACUUGAGCAGCCUCAGAGCGAAAUACCCUCACGAUGUGGUGAACCACCUCAGCUGUGACGAGGCCAGGAACCACUAUGGAGGCGUGGUCAGCCUCAUUCCCAUCAUCAUAGACUUGAUGAAAGAAUGGGUCGCCCACUCGGAGAAGCUGCCCCGCAAGGUGCUGCAGCAUGUGAGUGAGCCCCAGGCACUCCAGGACACCUCCGGGGGAGCCACGCAUGCCACCGGCACCCAGCCUUGGUUCAGAAAAUACAAGUGUAGGCAGCUCACCAAAGACAGCCUCAGACCUAGGGGGAAAGACAAAGGAUGUUCCAAAGCUCCCUGGAGACCACCUGGUGGUAAAUUAUAACUCAAAGCCAGGGACCUGCCCCAUUGCAGGGGCAGAGGGGUUUUGUGAUUUAAUUCAGCUUCCACUGGUUGAUCCAUUUUCACUGGUGCCCAUAGUUGCUGCACUUAGUAACCUUAAAAAGGGGAUCAGCCAGUAUAAUACUGAGAAUCUCUCUCCCUUUCUUGCUUUCACUUCUAACAUUUCCACCUCAAGGCGUCAGGCUCUGUGCUGAAGAGGAAACCCACUUACACGAGUAGAGGGGUCCCAGGAAGGCUGGUCAUAAGGAAGGGCACUGAGCCUCCGUACCCACCACAGGCCCAGGCCCACCACAGUGGGCCAUCAUGCUAGAGAGGACCAUCUAGCUCCUUGUCCCCCACACCUGCACACCGUAGGCAAGGCUCACGUUCUUGUCUGUGGACAGGGAUGCUGCCCUCCGGGCUUGAGCGAGGGCCUCAGUGAGUUUAGUUCUCUGGACUGAAGGCAAAGGGGAUUGAGCCCAUCUCUCCCUCUCCUUUCCUUGAAAGAGACCAUGGCAGAAGCUGGAAGAAUUCUGAUUCCGUGGCCCCUGUACAAGGAUCACAACCUGGUUUUCAUGGCAUAGCUGAGCCCCAAGCAUUGUGAAAUGUGUCCCCAGCUACUGAGUUUGCCUUAAGUCAUGUCUGACUGUUGGUUUUUCCCU
Molecule: messenger RNA, 1503 nt
Organism: Carlito syrichta (Philippine tarsier)
Lineage: Eukaryota; Metazoa; Chordata; Mammalia; Primates; Tarsiidae
Gene: SPACA9
Product: sperm acrosome associated 9
Exons: 4
Coding region: 174-845 (223 amino acids)
Cellular component (GO): sperm flagellum; acrosomal vesicle; ciliary base
Source: RefSeq, a predicted model, not a curated record